Phytophthora nicotianae INRA-310 is the source of this 1696-nucleotide messenger RNA. RefSeq lists its product as hypothetical. The record is from RefSeq and is a predicted model, not a curated record. The transcript has a single exon. Gene Ontology annotation, molecular function: heme binding; iron ion binding; monooxygenase activity. The coding region runs from base 83 to 1696 and encodes 537 amino acids. NCBI's taxonomy places the organism in Eukaryota, Oomycota, Peronosporomycetes, Peronosporales, Peronosporaceae.
CAUGCAGUCCCUGAACCAAGAGGAUAAGGGACACGGAGUCCACUGACCCGCCCCACUUGCCAUUAUCACGUGUUUGAGCACAAUGCUGUCGGUUUCGGCGCUGAAGCUGGAACAUCCUUUGUUUAAUGCACUGGCCGUCUCAAGUCUGCUACUGCUUCCAGUUGUUCUCCAAUUGACAAGACGCUCCAAUUCAUCGUCACUCGACUCGAAAGAGAGAACGGGAUCAGAGCGACGGGAGGCAGCUCGACCGCCUUGGACGCUUCCGGUGCUGCAUAACACACUACAAUUGCUCCUAGCCCGUAAUGGCAUACACGAAUGGAUCACGACCAACUGUGCACAGUUUGGAGGUCGACCGUUCACUGUGAAAGCUUUGGGUUUACCAGAAAUGCUGGUGGUCUCUACUGCUCAGGCGCUCGAGGACGUACUUAAGCAUCAGUUCAUGAACUUUCCAAAGGGACCACACGUUAAAGAGAAUAUGAAGGACUUGCUGGGCGACGGCAUCUUUGCAGUUGAUGGGGUCAAGUGGGCGCAUCAACGAGACGUUGCUCGUGAAUUGUUCCGGACUCAGGAGCUUCGGGAGUGCAUGACCGAAGCUAUCACUAGACAUACCAUGGCUCUACACGACGUAUUGAAGAAGGUGUGCGCUAGAAAUCGCUCGGUGAACUUGUAUAAACUAUUAAGCUGCUUCUCAACCGAAGUGUUCACGGACAUCAGCUUCGGAGUGACAUUGAACUGCCUCCGAGCCAACAAAGAGCUGCCGUUCCAGGCUGCUUUUGAUCGUGCACAGCGGCUAACAGCUCAACGUUUCGUUCGGCCCCGUUGGUUCUGGAAGAUGCAACAGCGACUGGGCUUGGGCUCUGAGGAUCAGCUCCAACUCGACAUUAAGGAGAUCGACGCAACGGUAAUGAGUAUCGUCCAGCAAGUCCUUGUGAACCGUGCAUUGACUCCCGAAGACGGCAAGGCGAAGAACCUCAGCAUGUUGUCACUCUUUCUUGAUAUCCUUGCCAAGUCGCCAAAGACGAAGGAGCAGCAGUACGACCCCGUUUAUUUGCGCGAUGUGGUUGUCAACUUUCUCGUAGCGGGGCGUGAUACCACAGCUCAAGCUCUGAGCUGGUUCUUCUACAAUGUAAGCCAGAACCCACGAGUGGAGAACAAACUUCGACGAGAAAUUUACAAGAAGCUACCAGAGUUAAUAACCGCUGAGUGCUGCGUCCCAACUCUCCAACAAGUCAACAGACUGGUGUAUCUAGAAGCAGUGAUCAAGGAGACACUACGUUUGUAUCCAUCCAUGCCAAUCUCUCCGAAGUAUGCCGUGCGGGACACCGUGCUAUCCGACGGCACUUUCGUCUCCGCCGGGACCAUGGUCUGCCUUCCAUUGUUUGCUAUGGGUCGAAUGACGCACGUGUGGGGCCCUGACGUUGCAGAAUUCAAACCUGAGCGUUGGAUUAACCCUUCCACGAAGACAAUCAUUAGCGUAUCGGCAUUCAAGUUCGUUGCCUUUAACGCAGGACCUCGCAUGUGUAUUGGUAGUUCACUAGCCAGUCUUGAACUUAAGCUGGUGGCAGCAUCUCUACUCAGUAGAUUCCACAUCCACGUCGAGAACCCGGACACUGUGAGCUACGAUUUCUCGUUAACUUUACCAGUCAAAGGCCCCAUGAACGUCAGACUGGCACGAGUAUCAGCUGGAUUCGCGUAA